This is a messenger RNA of Malus domestica (apple), 1097 nucleotides long. The record is from RefSeq and is a predicted model, not a curated record. NCBI's taxonomy places the organism in Eukaryota, Viridiplantae, Streptophyta, Magnoliopsida, Rosales, Rosaceae.
AAUUAACUACUGCAAGCAAAGGUGAAGAAAAAAGCUUCACAAAAAAAAAAAAAAAACUGCAAAGUUGAAAACAUAUUCUUCAGUCAUCAGCUCACGAUGCGGUUCUUGAAUACUGAACAACUGGCUUUUAUAUUCGGUCUCUUAGGUAACAUUGUGUCAUUCAUGACGUUCUUGGCGCCAAUACCAACGUUUUACACAAUAUACAAGAAGAAAUCAUCGAAAGGGUUUCAAUCCAUACCUUAUGUGAUUGCCCUACUAAGUGCGACUUUAUUGUUGUAUUAUGGAGUCCUCAAGACAAAUGCUUAUUUGAUCAUCAGCAUCAACAGCAUCGGAAUCGUUAUAGAAGUUACUUACCUGAUCCUCUACAUUGUAUACGCAUCCAAGAAUGACAAGAUUACUACAUUGAUUUGGAUCCUGCUAGUAAAUGUAGCCGCUUUAGGGUUGGUGCUGGCAGUCACCUUCUUCCUUCUUGGAGGGACAGUGCGCAUAAGUGCCGUUGGAUGGAUUUGUGCCGUGUUUAACAUUGCUGUAUUUGCUGCUCCUCUAAGCAUUAUGAGGCAAGUAAUAAGAACCAAAAGUGUGGAAUUCAUGCCAUUUUCUUUGUCCUUUUUCCUGACACUUUGUGCCACCAUGUGGUUCUUCUACGGAUUUUUUACAAAAGAUUACUACAUUGCAUUACCAAACGUAUUAGGGUUUCUCUUGGGCAUUGCCCAAAUGAUCCUAUACAUGACAUACAAGACUUCAGGAAACAAUGUCGAAGAGAAAAAGAGUACUCAGGAGAUGAAGAAGUUGAGCUCGACCAAUCGUCCAAAGUUGGUGCGCAGCGUGAGUGAAUAUCCAAGAUCAGAUAAACUAAAUCAGAUUACGUAUGUCUACGAAGCAAACGAUGAACACGUAUAGUGCCCACAGUUUAAGCUCAAGAUUGAAGAUUUGAUAUAAAUCGAGCCUUAAUUUUCUGUUCACCCAUAGUGUAUAAUUCAUAUAUGAACAGUAGAUGGUAACAACUCAAGGAAUAAAGCCUUGCUGUGUACAUGCAAUGGUUUUAUUUACAGUCGAUAUGUGAUGCCUUGGUUCUGUGCAAUUCCAGAACUUUUCUA